This is a messenger RNA of Oreochromis aureus, 4220 nucleotides long. It is a transcript of the gene ephx1, whose product is annotated as epoxide hydrolase 1, microsomal (xenobiotic). The record is from RefSeq and is a predicted model, not a curated record. Gene Ontology annotation, molecular function: epoxide hydrolase activity. Gene Ontology annotation, biological process: epoxide metabolic process. NCBI's taxonomy places the organism in Eukaryota, Metazoa, Chordata, Actinopteri, Cichliformes, Cichlidae. The coding region runs from base 157 to 1527 and encodes 456 amino acids. The transcript is spliced from 9 exons.
UGUUCCAGGGGCGGGAAGGAAACGCUGGUUUCACAGUGGAGCAGAAAAGCGCCGCCAGCAGCAAGCAGCCUUCUGGACCGGACCUUUAAUAAUAAAACUGCGAAGAGCUGUGUUACUUUUCUGACUGCUGAAACAAUCUGAAAGACUCGUCUCAUCAUGUUCACAGAGGUCCUACUUGCUCUGGUGAUUGGUGGACUGAUCUACUUCCUGGUUCAGAGGAGUAAGAAUCAGGUCCUAACAACAGAGGAUGGCUGGUGGGGUUCUGGAGCACCCUGUGAUGCUGGGGAGGAUGACACCAUCCGCUCCUUCAGGGUAACCACCAGCGAUCAAGAGCUGGAGGACCUCUACAGGAGGAUUGAUCUGACUCGUCCUUUUCCCUCGCUGGAAGACAGCCAGUUUAAUUAUGGCUUCAACUCGCAGUACCUGCAGAAGGUGGUCUCUUACUGGAGAAAUGAGUUUGACUGGAGGAAGCAGGUCGACAAGCUCAACCUGUACCCUCACUUCAAAACCAAGAUUGAGGGCAUUGAUAUCCAUUACCUGCAUGUGAAACCCAAAAAGGUGCCAGAAGGGACGAGUGCUGUUCCACUGAUUAUGGUCCAUGGCUGGCCUGGCUCCUUCUAUGAGUUCUAUGGAUUGAUCCCUAUGCUCACAGACCCGUCAAACCCACACGACCUUGUGUUUGAGGUGGUGUGUCCCUCCAUUCCAGGGUAUGGCUUCUCUGAAGCACCAAAUAAGAAAGGUUUUAAUUCGGUCUGUGUGGCUCGUAUCUUCCACAAACUGAUGAAGCGUCUGGGUUUCCAGCAGUACUACGCUCACGGUGGAGACUGGGGCUGGCUGGUCACCACCAACAUGGCUCAGCUGGAACCCAAAACUGUCAAAGGCUUGCAUUUGAACUUUGCCCCGCCCUCCAAGCCAGGGCUGUCCAUGGCUUUGUCCAUGAUGCUUGGCCGGCACUUCCCUAAGUUGUUUGGCUUCACUGACUUUGAUAUUCAGCGAUUAUUUCCCUGCAUGGAGAAACUGGUGGUAGAAUCCAUUAAAGAGACUGGCUACAUGCACAUCCAGGCCACCAAGCCUGACACUGUGGGUCGAGGGCUGAAUGACUCUCCAGUGGGUCUAGCUGCCUAUAUUCUGGAGAAGUUCUCUACGUGGACGAGCCAUGAUUUCAGGAACCUGGACGAUGGAGGACUCACACGGAAGUUCUCUCUGGAUGACCUGCUGACAAACAUCAUGAUCUAUUGGACCUCUGGCUGCAUUAUCUCCUCCAUGAGGUUCUACAAGGAAAACUUUGGCCAAGGUCUUGAUGCUCCACAUGCAAAGAUACCAGUCUUUGUCCCCACGGGCUUCGCCUGUUUCCCCAACGAGUUGAUGCACACGCCCAAGCUGUGGGUCAAACAGAAAUACUGUAAACUUGUGACCUUUACUCCCAUGGACCGCGGUGGUCAUUUUGCUGCUAUGGAAGAGCCCCAACUGAUGGCAGAGGACAUCCAGAAGUUCACAAAGAUUGUGGAAGGGAAGGUGAAAGAGUAGAGGGUGGACUAACAAAUACAGAUAUAUGAACAGACAUCACCUGGGACAAAGUUCUGAGCAGUAAGUGGACAUAGACUCUGAUUCUAGAUGAAGUAAGCUUUGUAUUUCUUAUCUGCAGUGGAUUCUGUAAGAUAUCAUAGCUCUCUAAGUGGCACUAUGAUAAAGUCAUAUGCAGUGUUAAUGGUGAAAUAAAGAGUGGUGACUGUAAUUGAAAGUCUGUUGAGAGGUUGGGUUACUAUGAAAAUAUAAAAAUUACAGCUUGUUUUCAAUCUACUGUUUAGAAUUUGAGGCUACACCUUUCAUUCUUAAACUUGCAGUUUAUUUUUAUGAAAUUUAUGUAAAAGUUGGACGUAGUCUCUGGUGAAAACUGGAGCUUAAACCAGCAUUCUUGCUAAAGGCCAGCAGGGGUUGGCAAAUCUGAUUAGAGAAAUGAUCCUGUUUGUAUAGUAGUCUAUGGAACAACCGCACAGCUCCUCACUUGAUCUGAGCCCUCAGUAAAAACUUUACUGAUGGGCUUUUGAUGUCAACUGAUGGUUUCAUGUCUUGUUAAAUAUAAAAUGAUACCAUCUUUGCAUUCUUUUUGAUCUACUUGGAGUAAAGUAGGUAACAAAACAAGGUAAAGUCGCACAGCUGCAGUUAUGAUUGUGCAGUCUCUCAGUUUCUCAGUCAGAUUUACCCUCCCCCAUGAUGUCUGGUUUCAAAACAUCAAGAUGGCAAUAGUUACGAGGUUGAAGUCAAGGUUUAAAAUAGCUACAAAGUAGUGGGUGAUGUCACAGUGGUUGGAUCCAUCUUUUAUGUCUGUGAAGGUUCUCAGUCGUCCAGGUCAUCGUAGUCUAAGGAGCUUGGAAAGAAAAGCGUCUGGACUCCAUCUUUUAUGUUCAGUCUAUUUUAAAAAACACAACCUUUCUGGAAGUUCCCGCUCCAUGAAUCCAGGGGUCCGUUCACUAGUUUCUAACUUCCUUACAGCAUCUCUCAGCCUCGUAGUUGUGAGAACAGUUUCUAAGCAGCUGCAGAUGGGAGGUUAGGGGGCACAUGGCGGGAUUGUGUUGACAGCAUAAACAAGGUGCCAGGCAUUCCUCUGACUGAUAGCAUGAAACCUCUCCACUUAAGCCACAACAAUAAUAACAUUUGAUUGCCUUAAAGCUUCAGGUUAUGUUUUAAUUUUUUUUUUCAGAGUAAUUUAAAACUAACUUGGAAGUUGAAAAGCUUUGAAGUCAGACGUCUGUUGAAACAUUCCACAACUUCUUAUGCAGAUGAUCCUUUACUGCCUUGGAGUUACUUGCCAGGGUCUGUAACGUGCAUCAGAUUUACAUCUUGUGUCAGUUAGCUUUUGAUUGGCUGCAGUUUACCCCGCCUUGAUGUUGGUGCAAGUUAAUUUAAAAUAUAUAUUUUACUAUCAUGACUAGAAAUUCCUCAUUCGAGGCCUAACAAUACAGUGACAGUGCUGCAAAACAAGUUAAAUCACAAUCAGAGCUGAUGAUGUCUCUUUAAGAGUUUACUUGUGUAUCUGCUGUUGCCUUUAAAAGUCAUUAAAGAUUUCAAAUUCAGAACUGUAAGCUGCAAUUUUGUGUAUAUUGCCUUUCCAAAAUCACCAGACUGACCUCUGGCUCCAUUUUAAACCCAAUAAAACUGACGCUUCUUUAAAUCUCUGUAUUUCAGUUUCAGUUUUUGACACUCUGACACAGCUCCACUGCUAAAGACUCGUUUUGAGAAGUAUGUGUAAACUUUACUGUGUGUUUGCAUGUUUCUGACGUUUCUUCUGUGUAGAAAUGUAAGAAAGCCACAGAUCCAAACUGGUUCCCACUCAUUUUGCAGUUGGAUUCUGUAAUUCAGACGAUGUUUAAAAUGUCCCACAUGUCUACACAGUCUAGACGUGUGAUAAUUCAAGUUGUGAUUUGAAAUGGUAGCUAAUGGGAGUGUUGUUACAUUACCACUUUGUCCAAAAUUAACUUUAUUGUAAUUGUGCAUAAGAUUUUAUUACUUUGUUACAAGUUGGAGUGCCUUUGAAAAGCUGUUAUUCGUGGCGGUCUUUGGUUAAGAUGUGAAGCCUGAAAACUGCAACCUGGGAUCAAAUAUUUGAAAUUUUGCAAACAAACUCAAAAGGUAUGACUCUAGAUAUAAGACUAAAUUAUAUAUUUAGUUGUCAACAAUGGAAUACAAGUAGCCUAGAUUGUUUUUUUGUUUUAUUCCAAAUCUGUGCUUUUUGGCUAAAGCUGAGCUUCAUUGUUUGUUGUAAUUAUAAUUGUGUUCUUCAGUAAGCAACCCAAGUCCAAAUGUCUUUGGCUCUAGUGGAAUUUUUUAUUCAUAAGUCACUCUGACCUCUGCAGAAAAUAUUUUAAUCUUUCUGUCCUGCCAAACGGUGUUCCUCCAGACUCUUUGCAUGAGUUUGUGUGUCCGGUAUAUUUCUUUGUAUUAAAACGUUUUAUCGUAGUUAUAGUGUGUUUGUUUGAGGCCUGUAUUCACCAGCUUGAGUGAGUUUCAGCAGAAAGAAACUUUUCAUUCCCAUCACAUCGAUUUUUAAUGUAAACUCUGAUCAGAUUAAGUAAUUCUUAUGUAAUCCGCUUUCCUAAACAGUCUUUUGUGUUUGUGGGAUCUAAUAAGUGAAUUAUGCGGAUGUGCUUGUCCAGCUUUGCGUUAUUAAAAAGCUUAUCCGGUUCUGAGUUUCAGUAAUCCAGAUAAGGGCUAAAAUGCUC